UUUAUUGAGCGAAUUACAAGGAAAAACACCUUGUUACGGAAAUAACGCCCUUUGCGAAACGAAUUUUGUGUGAUUUAUAAAAAAUUCCACACACACAAAUUUAGUAAAUUGUGUUGAUUUUAUUAAAAUAUAAUAUAGUAUUGCGAAAAUAAAUUAUAGUUAAACAGCAAUAUAACAAGCGGUACGAAAAGUUUUUUGAUAUUAGAGUGUGUUGCCAACUAUUUAAAUUGAUUAAAUUAAUGAACAAACAUAUAAAAUAGAUUAUUGUGCAAAAAAUAAUAAAAAAAACAUCAUAAAUCUAAGACUGGGGAUUAAAAACGCUUCAUCAUCGCUUCAUAGCUUUUAUUUGGAUAUAAUUUAUAAUAAAAAUUCUUAAAACUGGCGGAGGAAACAGCUGAAAAUUCCAACAUGAGUUGGGGUAUUGAUUUAUGGGAUCAGUACGAUAAUUUAGCGAUACACACAAAUAAAGGCAUUGAAUUUUUGGAUAAAUAUGCAAAUUUUAUAAGAGAUCGUUUAGCGAUAGAAACAGAAUAUGCCGCUAAAUUAAGGCGAUUAGUAAAAAAUUAUCAGCCCAAAAAGAAAGAAGAAGAAGAUAAUGAAUUUACAUCAUGGCAAGCUUUCCGUAAAGUACUCAAUGAAAUCAGUGAUCUGGCAGGACAACGGGAAGUGGUAGCGGAAUCCCUGCAAUUACAAAUCAUACAAGGCAUUACACUGCUCUCCAAAACCCUAAGAGAAGAAAGAAAAAAAUGUCUAUCAAAUGGCACAUAUUUACAACAAAACCUCACCACACAAUUGGCCUCGUUGGAGAGGGCCAAACGUAACUAUGAGAAAGCCUAUCGUGACUCUGAAAAGGCGGUGGAAAAUUAUAAAAAAGCUGAUAUGGAUUUAAAUUUAAGUCGAGCCGAGGUGGAACGUUAUAAAAAUAUAAUGACAGCCAAAAUUCAGCAGUCAGAUGAUGCGAAAAAUGAAUACGCCAAUCAAUUGCAGAAAACGAAUAAUCUACAGCAGCAGCACUACCAAGAACUAUUGCCAGAGGUCUUCAAUCGCCUGCAAGAAUUGGACGAAAAACGUACACGUGGCAUACGAGAAUUCAUUAUAGAAGCUGCAAAUGUAGAAUCGAAUGUGGCUCCCAUAAUCGGCCGAUGUUUGGAGGGUAUUAUUAAGGCUGGCGAAGCGAUAAAUGAAAGAGAAGAUUCUUAUAAAGUUAUAGAAAGGUUUAAGUCUGGUUUUGAUAUACCACUAGAUAUACCCUUUGAAGAUUUAUCAAAACAGGAUGCCCUUGAUUCAUCACAAGAUUCCCACUAUAAUCAUACGGUACAGUCGAGUCAUUUAACCGUUAAGGGCACAAUAAGUGCCAAUAAACUGAAGAAACGUGUGGGAAUUUUCAAUAUAUUUGGCAGUAAUAAGAAUUCUCUAACUGCGGACGGACAAAAGGAAGAUUUCAGUGAUUUACCACCUAAUCAGCGACGCAAAAAGCUACAGGCUAAAAUUGGCGAACUACAACAGAAAAUCCAUCUGGAAACUGCGGCCCGUGAUGGCCUAAUGAAAAUGAAAGUUGUGUAUGAGGCCAAUUCAUCGCUGGGCAAUCCCAUGACAGUGGAGGGUCAACUAAAUGAGUCGGAGCAUAAAUUGGAAAAAUUGAAAAUUGACUUGAAAAAAUAUCAAGGCUAUUUGGAAAAGGCAAAUCAAAUACCCAUGGCAAAUAAUAGUCCGCAAGCAAAUCGUAAUACGAUGAACAAUGGUCAUCGAUCGUCAAGGCAUUCCAACGGUAGCACUGAGGACAACAAUUAUGACGGCGAUUUCCAACAAGAUGAUGGCGGCAGUUUAAGCAGGUCAGAUUCUGAGGAUAAUGUGGCGCAAAUACAAAAUGGCCAUAAUAAUAACAAUAACGGCAGUUCGGCAAGUCCUGAGAGUGGCUUAGGAACAUCACACACUUCACUGCCGGGCUCGGGACAAGGUAGCGCCAACGAAAAUGCCAUGGGAGAGGAAACAUUUUAUGAAAGUGAAUUGGAACCACUACAACCUCUGGGUACAUGUCGAGCCUUAUAUCCAUUUGAAGCCACCAGUGAGGGCAGCAUACCCAUGAACGAGGGCGAAGAGUUGCAAGUGAUUGAAAUCGAUCAGGGAGAUGGCUGGACGCGUGUGCGUCGCAUGAAUAAUACAAAUGGUUGGGAUGAAGGUUUUGUGCCCACCAGCUAUAUUGAUUGUACACUAUAUUCUUAAGUGAAAAAGAGUUAAGAAAAUUUUGAAGGUUGAAAACGGAAAUAUUUAAAAAAUAUAACAAAACAAACAAAAUAUGAUUAAAAGAAAUUUAACACUAAAAUACAAGAAAACACAACAUUAUUAAACAAAAACAAAACAAACAAAAAAUGGUUUAUUUCCAUUUUAUUUUCUUUUAAAACUUUAUUGUUUUUUUUUUAGGAUUUAAACAAAAUUAACAAUUUUUAUUACAAUUUUAGGUUUCAAUUACUUUUUAUUUUAAUUUUUUUUUUUGCUUUUUGCUUUUAUCAUUUAACUAACUACAUUAUUUUUUUUAUAUUUAAAUAAAUAAAUAUUUAAGUUUUUUUUACGCGCUUAAGUUGUAUAUUCAAAUUGUUUUCUAAUUAUUAUUAUUAUUACAAUAUUAUAUAUAUAAAUUUCUGCUUUAUGAUUUCUUUUUUUUAUGUAUGAAACAUAUAAAUAAUUUCCUGCCCUCCUUUUUUGUGAAAAAAACUAA
This is a messenger RNA of Calliphora vicina (urban bluebottle blowfly), 2716 nucleotides long. It is a transcript of the gene Cip4, whose product is annotated as formin-binding protein 1-like Cip4. Gene Ontology annotation, molecular function: protein binding. NCBI's taxonomy places the organism in Eukaryota, Metazoa, Arthropoda, Insecta, Diptera, Calliphoridae. Gene Ontology annotation, biological process: signal transduction. The transcript has 12 exons. The record is from RefSeq and is a predicted model, not a curated record. The coding region runs from base 409 to 2223 and encodes 604 amino acids.